AAAAAAGAAAAAAAAAUUUUCCUUUCACCCAACGUUUUAUCAAUAAAAAUCUGUCAAAAUUGACGAAGUAUUUGAAGAACUGAUGAAAAUGGAGGUCCUUCCAGUACAAAAUCAAUUUAUGCAACGUCAAUUCGGCGCAUUGGGAACAAAUAGAGUCCAAGUAUCCGAAUGGAUAACACCGCCAUCAAGUACUAAUCAUAGUAGUAGUAACACAAAUAAUAAUAACAAUACAAAUAAUAGGAGUCAACAAAUUGAAUCAGAACCACCAAUUCCUAUUCUAAGUACGUCGCCGCAAGAGGAUGCGUUGCAAGCACUCACGUUGCGUCUCCAAAAUGAACUUAGAGUGGCCAAACAAAGGCAUUUAGAGUGCACUGAAGUAUUAUUACCGUCAGACUUGUUACAUAGGAUAGCGGAGGAGAUGUUUGUAAUGUCGGAAAAGGAGCCAUGUGGCAUCCGUGGAUGUAGCUUAUUUAUUGAAUUUGAAGAUGAACCAGAUAAUACGAGGCGUAUCGCUUCACUGAAAACAGACCCGAAUACAGUGUCAACAUUUGAAUUAUAUUUAACACUUAAGCAUGACCGUAGUGGAUGGACUUCAAUUUUGCCACAAUUUUUAAAAAAUUUAGCACGUGGCAGUACAAUAAUGAUUAGUCCCGAAUAUAAAUUAACAAAAACAAAGUUGUAUCGUUCAUUUUCCGAGUAAAUAAUCUUCUCAUCCAACACCUCUUCUUACGGAGAAAAAAAAAUAAAUUGUAGAUGAGCGAAAAAAACAAACAUUAAAAAUUAUAUACAAAAACUUCUUUUUGUAUCAGUGAUGUGCAUAUGAAUUUUUUAAUUAAUUAUUAUUAUAACUACUAUAUUACUACAACAAUACAUACUAAACUCAACAACAAACAACAUUAUCGCUACAAAUAUAUUUAAAAAAGAAACACAAGCAUCUAAUCAUCAAUAGCAGUAGGAACCGUGUCUCAGAUCUCACAUACAUACAUUUAUACACACAUAUAACUACAUUUAGUAAGGAUUAGACGAAGAAGAGCCAUCUCUGAAAAGCAACAUACACAAAACACAAAUCAUCAUCACCUUGCGACGAACAACUGAAAUAAUAAUGAUAAUAAUAACAUGGUAAUCGUUGUGGAGUUCUCCCCCCAUCCAUCCCCAAAUUCAACCAUCAUUCGACGUUGAAUCCCAUCUUCCAGUGUACUAAAAUUGUUAGCAAGAAAAAAAAACUAAAUCAACGCUUCAUCAUCUCUUUUGGACCAAAUAUAACCGUACAGUACAGUUUUACUAAGGUAGGACACACCUUGUAUAAGAAUUUUUGGAAUUAAUUUCUUCUUGUAUUAUAUAUUAUUUUUUAUUAUAAACAUCAUUAUUAUUAUUAUUGGAAAAAAAAAAUUAAAUAUUUUACUACAACAUAAUAAUUAAUAAUAAUGAAUAUAAAAAAUAUAUAUAAUCACUGAUUAAACAUAUGAUUAAAAAAUACU
Molecule: messenger RNA, 1478 nt
Organism: Culicoides brevitarsis
Lineage: Eukaryota; Metazoa; Arthropoda; Insecta; Diptera; Ceratopogonidae
Product: protein charybde-like
Exons: 5
Coding region: 83-700 (205 amino acids)
Biological process (GO): regulation of TOR signaling; negative regulation of signal transduction; apoptotic process
Cellular component (GO): cytoplasm
Source: RefSeq, a predicted model, not a curated record